Messenger RNA from Rattus norvegicus (Norway rat), 11412 nucleotides. RefSeq names its product syntabulin (gene Sybu). NCBI's taxonomy places the organism in Eukaryota, Metazoa, Chordata, Mammalia, Rodentia, Muridae. Gene Ontology annotation, cellular component: membrane; axon cytoplasm; microtubule. The record is from RefSeq and is a predicted model, not a curated record.
UUGAGAUAUAUUAUCUAUAUAAUUAAAUAUGAGAUUAUAAUAUAAUUAAAUUUCUGCUUUCCUCUCCUUGCCCCAAACCCUCUCAUCUAUGUCUCUUUGCUCCUUUUCAAAUUAAUGCCCUUUUUUUUCAUUAAUUGUUGUUCUAUACAUAUGUUUGUCUAUAUACAUAUAUCUAAGCAUAUCUGCUUAGCUGUAUAAUAUUAUAUGUGUAUAUGUUUUCAGCGAUGACCGUUUGGUAUUAGAUAAUGAGUUGGUGUGUUCUUCCUUCAAGGAGAUAUAGUGCAGUCAGUGAGAUUUCCACUAAAACCUGCCUAUCAAAUCAGAAAUGAUGGUACCCAGGACCCAGACAGCUUUUUAAGGGAUGUAGCAGGUAGAAUAAAAUAUUUAAUGCAAUAGUUGCUGGUAAUUAAGUACAGUGUGUAACCAUCAUAGACAGGUGGUUUUUUUUUUUGUAUGUUUGUUUGUGUUUUAGAAUCUGGUUUAUUAAGGUGUGUGAAUCCUGAUUAAAUGACCCUUGACCAAAGGCAUCACUAGAAACAGACCUUCUGAGUUCAUUGUUCAUAGGCACGAACACUACCUAAGAAAUCUUUUGUUGAUCUUUUUACUUGCAUUUUCUCAGUCAUGUAUGUACAGUUUCAAACAUUGUCAUUGUGAAAGUCCCCUCUGCUUUUGAAUGGAGUCCAAUUCUGUAAAUUCCUUGGAUGAGAAAAAUUGCCUACAUUGUCUCUGAACUUUGGGCUGAGUAAGCCUGUCCGCCUCAUAAAUAUAGAGAGAGGAAAUCCAGGAAGCAAGGCCCUUGGAUGACUCUUACAGUCAACACGAUGCAGAGGCUUAGGUUGUUAAAGCUCAGGAAGGUCCUGCUCUCAGGUUAAAAUAAAGCCAUUUGUUACCCACAGCCCCACCAGACCCUUAGCCAAAGCUGACUUAGCUUCAGCUCUAGAUGUGUGUCCUACUUUUUUAAAAAGGCAACUCAUUAAAACCAGUACCAGUUUACUAAAAUAGCAAGCAAUUAGUGGCUAUCACUUUGGGGGUCAGGGACUCUAAGAUUAAGUAACCAAAGCCCAUCUAAUUUUUGGUCCAUUGCUCUAGAUUUGGGAAUGCUGCUGUCCCUACCUCAGAAAGCAGUCCCUGAAAUGCCUCUGAUGCCAGUGACAUACACAACAUAUAAUGGCCACUGGGAUCGUGAUGUAAUCCGAGCAGAGAAACCUGUCAGGGAAUGCAGGGAGGGCUUAGAAAGGUGAAGAACAAGCAAGGGAGCCUGCUCUUUGCCAACAGAGCCCUGAGGUGCCCUCAGCAGGAAAACCCGUCCUGCCAUGCUGAGACUCCUACUGGAAACUUCUGAGAGGCCAUCUGUCAUUUUGACUUCUGUGGUUUACUAACUAUGCAGAUUUAAUUAAAAGUUGCAUCAAAGAGUGAAGCAAAGCAUCCCUACAGCACCAGUGGAUGAUGAAUCUGCUUCCCAGUUUGUCUUUUAUUCCCAUUCUGCAAAACACUGGAGGAUGCAUCUGUGUUUGUCAUGAGCUAAGUGUCCAGCUGAGACAUCAGUGGGAAAUGUACUGAGUUCCUUGUACAAUGAGUUCAGUGGGAGGGGAUCGUGAAGGUGAUGAUCACGUGUGACCCCAUUUUGAGGGAGUUUGUAAUUCAAGGCAGAAUACAGUAUGAUAAAUCUGAUAGCACCGAUCAGAAGGAAAGGAAUGGAUGCCUUCUUCCCUGGUGGCUUUCUGAAGAGUCAGGUGGUUACACCCACCACCACCACUUGCCCACCCACACAUACACUAUACCUGUUGUAGUGUUAUGUCAGGAUUUUAAACUGUUUUACCCAGAAGUGAGAGCCCUAACUGUUUUGCUGCAAGUCCAUUAAAAGAUUUAUUCCAGAGCCACUUGUAGUUACUGAUUUAUUUCUUGGAGAGUAUCUUAACCCCAGGAAAAAAAGAAUCCACUGUCACUAGUUUACAAAUUGAAGUAUUAAAAUCUUUAUCCACAGAUUGGUUAGAAAGAAAGGCGGGGAGCAGGCAAAAUUACACAAACAAAUAAGAAUAAUAAGAGGAAAAACCACUAGAGGCCAUUGAGGGGAUAAGAGUGCUCAGGGCCAAGAAAUCUACCCGGAAGCUGAAAUGCUGAAAUCUGCAUUUGAAAGAUACCGCUGUAUCUCCUUAGCCUAGGCAUCAGGUAUCAGCAGUUACUGAAAUUAGAAACCUGUGUGGCUGAACUGUAAUAACCUCAAAACAAUGACCCAGUAUUUGUUACUUCUAGAAGGAAAAAAAUAAAGAUGUCCCAUAUCCAAGAGGCAUUUGCUAGAAAACCCAGAAGGUAUCAACUAGGUUAACGAUUAGAGGCCUUUACUCAGUGAAGCCCAGAUGUGUUGCUGGUCGUUGCGGGAUUAGUUCAGUGAAGUGAAAUAACUACUUAGCUACUUGCUUGAAUCCAUUCUUACAACCUCUGCUGCCAGAGCACCAACCAGCCCAGGCCUGAAAGUUAACAUACAAGGUAUGGUUCCAGGUGUGGCUCCAGGUGUGACUCCAGGUGUAGCUCCACUGCAGGUGUAGCUCCAGGUGCCGCUCCAGGUGCAGCUCUUCUCGUUGCCUCUUUGGAAUUGGAAUUCCUUUUCAGUAUGUAGGUGGGUCUUGAACUCACAGCAAUCCUUUUGUCUUAGCCUCCCAAAUGCUGAAAUUCUAAGCAUUAGCCACCACUUUGGGUUUAUAACUGCUUUCUAGUUUUGUUGUGUUUGUCUGUUUGCUGUUUUGAAAAUAGGAUGAUUAUAUAGCUUUCCAUCCCCCAACUCCUGUCAGAUCUUCUCCACCCCCUCUUGCAUUCAAAUUCACACUCUCCCUUUCUCUCUCUCAUUAGAAAACAAACAGGGAUCUAAAACACAAUGAUAUAAUAAAAUAAUAAAUAAAAACAAACAAACCAGAAUAGUAUAAAAUGAACAAGCAAAACAGAAGAAAACCAGUUAAAGAAAGUGCAUGAGAAACACAUAUAGAUACAGAGGCACGCACAUCAGCACACACAGAAAUCCCAUAAAAAACCCAAAGCCAACUGGAAACUGAAAUAUAUACACAAAAGACCCUCCAAAAAUGCCAUUGAGUUUAUUUUGUGUUGGCCAUGUCCUGCUGGGCAUGGAGCCUGCUAUUAAGAGUAGUUUGUAUCCCCAGUGACUUUUGUAGAAAACUAUUUUUUUUCCUUUGUGAUAGUUAUCAAUUGUAGAUAAUUUCUGGGUUAGGAAUUGGGGCAUGUAUCUAGUUCCCCUCUCAGUGCUGAGACCUCAUCUGGCUUAGACCUGUGCAAGCUCAUGCUGUCACAGUCUCUGUACGUUUAUAUGUAUGUGGGGACCUAUCAUCUUUAAAAGUAUUUGUUUCUGUGGUAUCUUCUAUCCCUUCAGGGUCUGAGAAGAGUGGGGUUUGAUGAAAAUAUUUAGUGUGACAGCUCUGAAGGGAAGAAAACAUUCCAUUUAGGACUGAGUAUUACAACGUCUCUCACUCUCUGAACUUCGUUCUAUUGCAGGUUUCUGAAUUUGUUCCAUUUAUUAUAGGCGGGAACUUUUCUGAUGAUGGCUAAGAAAAUUAACUAUGAAUAUAGCAGAAGGUUAUUAGGAAUUAUUUUACUGCCACAUUCUUUUAGCCGAACAGAAGUAUCUGGUUUUUCCCUAAGCAAUGUUGAUUCCAUCUCAUGGAGUGGGCCUUCAGUCCAACCAGACAUUGGUUGGCUGCUCCCACAGCAUUGUGCCACCAUUGCACCAGCAUACCUUGCAGACAGGGUUUGUAGCUGGGCUGCUGUUUGCCUUUCUCCUUCGAUGGUCUACAGAAUGCCUUCCAGCACCACAAACACUAGUCAGUCUGGGUGAAGGCUCUACAUAAACACUAGCUCCACUCUCCAUUCUUUGUGUUCUUUGACUCAGAGUUAAUUUCCUCACAUCUUGUCAGCCUAAGCAAAAGACUGCAGCAGCAAAGUAUAGCCUCAAGCAUAGACUGGAAUCUCUUUCUGGCAUUAAAAUAGAUAAGGGGAAAUAUAUGAAAUUAAAUGUACUUUGGGAAUUGUAUAGCAUUCUGAUAUAUGGCUGAUUACCAGUAAUACCAAUAGAAAGAAAAACUGAGAGUUUUACUGAAUGCUCACUGUCCUUGGCAAAAUUCCAAGAUCUUAGCUCAAUUAAUUUUAACAUCAGUACUUGCUUGGUUUAUACUGCCAACUUAACAAACAUGACCUAAAGUCACCUGGGAAGAGGGAACCUUCUUCCCAGAAUAAGAGUUACCUAAAUCAGAUUGGCCUGUGACAAUGUCUGUGAGAGUUCAUCUUUAUUCAUGACUUAGCCCACUGUGGGCAGUGAUAUCCAUAGGCUGGUGGGACUGGGAUACCUGAGAAAGCCAGCUCUACCUGAGCCAGUAAGCAGCAGCCUCCAUGGCUUCUGCUCUAGGUUCCUGACCUGACUUCCCUGAAUGCUAGACUGUUACCUAGGAUUAAAAGCACAGCACACCUUUCUUUCCCUAAGUUGCAUUUUGGACAAAUAUCUUAUCACAGCGAAUGAAUGAAGCUGGAACCUUAGACAAGAGCUCUGCCUAAUUUCUUAGGUUCUUAGAAGAUGAUCAUUACUUUGUCCAAGAGAGCAUUUGAAGUUAUUAUAGAAUGGGAGUCUGAAGUUCUCAUGCUGAGAGAAAAUGUUCACACAGAACACAGCAGAUAAUGCCUUGUGGUAGACAAUUUCAUACCAUCCCAGCAGGACCAAAACGGUUGCAUCAAACAUGGAUGUAAUGAGCACACUUAAGUGUUUAUCGCUGUGGCUGGUUUACAUAUUUACUCUCCUGUUUUCCUCCCAUCUGUGCCUUUGAUGACCUACUCAAUCAAAAUAAUGGUGCCAAAUGGAUCCUAAUGGGCUUCCCCUAAGAAUUAGUGAAUCGUAAUCCUCCUCUAGAAGACAACUGCUGUCCAAAUCCAUCUCCUAGGAUUUAUUGCACGGCCAAUGUUCACGGCCACUGAGUUGGGGAUCUGCCAGAUACUCACUACUUACUCUAAUGCACUGAGGAAGCCAUGCAGGUCUCUCAUACUUGGAAGCUACAGCCGACUACACCCACCAUUGAGCUUGUUCAUUAGUCCUCAGUGUGACAGACAUAAACCUGGAAACAUCUUUCUUAUGCAUACUUGUAAACCAAGAGCUAUAAAUCAUGCAUAUGUGUGUUUUAGGUUGGGUUUUUUAUUUGCUCCAUACCGGAGAAACAUUUAUUGAAGAGCAUCUGCAAAAGAAUUGGAAUACUUGAAGAGUUCCAUAAAUACCUGCUUGGUAAAAAUAUAUGGUUAUAAUAGCUUCAAGCCAGCCCCACAUCCUGUGGUAACAAAGUGGAGGACUAUGUUAUCAGUCAGGGUUCUCUAAAGGAACCAGAUACAAUGGACAGAUACAAUGAACUAAUCUACAUAUGUGUAUGUAUGUGUGUAUUCACAUAUAUGUAUAUUUAUAUAUAUGCGUUAUAUAUACAUAUACAUUAGAGUGGCUUACAGGCUGUCAUCUGAGUAGUCCUACAGUAGCUGUCUCCUGAUGAAAAAGCCAACAAUCUGGUAGUUGUUCUGUCUACAAGAUUAGAGGUCUCAGUAGUCCUAGUCUAAUGCUGGGAUCCCAAGGAAUUGCUAGAGAGCGGCCAGUUUUCCCUCUGUGUAGGAAUCUUCAAGAAGAAGUAGGUUUUAACACAAGUAAAGGAAUGGCUCAGGAUUGAUGAACUUGUCAGUGAGAGUGAGGCCAAGCAGGCAGGAGGCAAAGGCUUCCUCCUGCUGCUCUGGUGACCCGGAAUGAGUAUGGAUCUGACCAAUAAUGAUCCAGGUUUAGGAUAGGUGUUCCAACAAAUAAAGCUCUCACAGUUGUACCUAGCUGCUUGGGUUUCAGUUAAUUCCAGACAUAGUAAAACUUGACAGCUAAGACUAGCCAUCGCAGGUCACAUUAUCCAAAAAUCCAGAAAGAGGGAAGUUGGAGGCUCCUUGUGAAGGUAUUGUGGACUUGGAAAGAGGUACCAGCAACCUGAGUUUAUUGUUUGCUUCACAAGGAAUAUUGUAGUAUAGCAUUUGGUUGUGCUUGUACAGUGGUUUACAGAAAUCUUUGUAUUAACAACAGUCUGUUACCUUUUGUUACCUGAAUCAGGUAAUAAAAUUCUUCUACCACAGGACCUCGACCAGGGCAUCACUAAUAGGCAACAGCAAAUAUGGUACCAACCAGGGGUUAGCUUCAGAAACAUGGCUAUAAUAUGCUUGGCAGAAUACUUGAAGCAUUUCAUAAAGGUGAUUACCCUACAUGAGAGUUUAAAGGAGGUAGACCCCUCAGUUUAUCAUUAAGAAGAGGUUUCUGCUAGACCUAGGUUUGCCUCCUGGCUAUACAUUCACUAGCUUAUCAGUUCACUUGAUAUCUAUCUGUGAACUAUUUUCAAAGUACUGACAGCAUUCUCAUUAAGUGAAUAGAAAAGAGGAGAGAAUGAUGUGGCGUCUGCUAUCAUGUCACCCAGUUUAAAUGUGAGGACGUAGCUAAAACAAAGGGGCAUACUGAGAUAAGUUUAAGCUGUGAGAGAAUAAAGCAAGCUAGUAGGUUAGUCAGCAGGAAAGGCAGGAGGUGACCUGAGAUGAAGAACUGCAGCUGUCCUUUCUGGCUUGAGACUUGCAUGGGUGACGGACAGGGUGGUGAGUGAGGAAGGGAACAAGUAUGGUAGCUGAAGUCUGUAUUGUCAGGGUGAUGGGCGGCCAUGUCAGAGCUCAGGAGAGGAGACGUGGUUCGAUUUAUUUACUUGAGAUUUCUCGUGUAUCUUGUGGAGCUUGAAUUACCUUGGAGUGCAACUGAAGAGGAUAUAAAAUUCAGAUGGCUAAGUGCAGGAUGGAGAUAGAGGAAGCAGACAAGUACAGCAUAGGUGAUUUAACACAAGGCAGCUAAGCCACCUCCACAGGUAUCUCCUCCUUGAGUAGCCACAGCGCCUGCCGUGUACCAGGCAGAGGCAAGGGGCAAAAGGAGCAUGGGAGGCACCUGGUUACCUUAAGGAUGGACUAAAGAGGGACCACAUGACACUUCUAAUUAUAACUGUGGACAACUUAGUCACAUGGACACCUGUCAUCAUACAAGGGACUGUAGAUAUGGACAUUAGUUAAUAGCCUACAAGGUGUCACUAUGGUCCUGAAUAGCAGAAGGAUAGCUGGCUUUCCUCUUAUCCGGUAGGUAUCUGAGAAUUUCCUUCACUACCAAGAGCUUUUCAGUGCCCAAGAUCACAUAGCAAGGGGUGUGGGGUUUCAUGAUCUCCACAACCAAUCACUUGUGCAUUGCUUACAAGUGAUCCUUAAUAUGUGCAGGAUAUCAUUCCUUAGGAAUAAUUAGGAGAUGAGUUUCUUGCCUAAGCAUGAGCUGAACAAGGGAAGCAAUAGCAUGCAAAACAAGAAGUAUAUAUAGGUAACUAAGAAAUGCUGGAGAGAGAGAGAGACAGAGAGAGAGAACGAACACAAGAACACGAGAACAUGAAAACAAGAACCUUCCCCAGGGAAGUGCACACCAACUGGUCAUCCAAAACCAAAUCAUCAUCUCCGAAAACAUACAAAGAAAUAAUAUUAUACAGCUCAAACAGGCUAUAUUUAGAAAUAUGUGUGAAUACACACAUACACACACACACACACACACACACACACACACACCACCACCACCAGCAGCAAUUUAAUAGAAAAGAGGCCAUGGAUUUGAAGAACAAAAAAGGAUAUAUGGGAGGAUCUGGAAAAAGGGAAGGAAAAGAGAAAUGUUGUGAUAACAUUAUAACCUCAAUAACAAAACAAAAAAGAUGGGUUUUAAAAUAUUGAACAUCGAAGACUCUAAUUUUAUUUCAAGAAAUCCUAUCAGAUGAGCUCUGAGAAUGGCCAAAGCCAGCACAGACAUAGGCUAUUUCAGACUGACAUGUGGUUUUUCAAAUGGCACUUCCUGUUCAAAGAAGGUAAUUAUGAGAACUCUACAAUAAGAGGCUUGGGGAAGGCUCAGUACACAAAGAUUCCUGCUUCUCUGAGAGGUAAUUGUGGAAGGGGGAACUCUACUUAUAUUUAGAUAUUGAAGGGUGAUCUAGGUCACCCUUGAGCAGGUCAUGGAGGGCUAGCAAAAGGGAGGCUAUAAUGACUAGAAAUAUUCUGUCUUUUUCCCAGUUACAAUAAAGAAUACUUAGCUUUUCCUUGGUACUUUGGGGUUCAGAAAUGAUAUGAGGCAUGUAGCAGAGCAAAUGCAGGCCUGAACCCCACAUGACGCUGGCAGACAAAUAGACACAGCCUCCAUCUUUGCAAUUGUCAAUGUCAGCAUCAGACAGAAUGCUGUGUGACAGGGGAAACCCUUUGCCUAACAAACGGUACUCACUCUCAUUGCAAUCUAAAAAACGGGAGAAGUUUACAAAUUGCAGACUUCAAGGUAUUUGAACACUCCCACUGGGUUUCUGUUAUCUGUAGUGUCCCGGAAAGAAUUGUCCUGAUCUCAGGGAGGACUGUAAUGGAGGUGUCUAUUUCUAGAAAGCUCCUGUUUGGAAAGUAUUCCUACAGUUGUCCCAGAGAGCUCUGGAUUCUAUUUUCUCCUUCUCAGAACAACAGAGCUCCCCUGCUCUCCUCUGCCUGGCAGCAUGGUGAAGUGCCCUGCAUACUUAAAUAGCUGUAAUUCAUGAAGUGCCCAAGCCUUUCCCUCAAAAUGUCUCAUGCUUGCCAUUGGAUUUAGGGCACUGUAGGUGUUUGGUGUCACUUCUGGCUUAUUCACUAGGGCACUAUAAUCAAAAUGUGGAAUACGGCUGCAUGCUUCGUACUACUGUUGCCAAAGGAUUAGCUAUGACUGUUGUACAAGCGUUUGCCUCCAUUUAACAAUGUGGUAUUUCUGCAAAUGCUUUGUGUCCAUUCACAAGGGCGAUGCUUUCAUUUGAAAAGCUGCAGUCGCCAGGGAAAAGGCUCAGUGCUCUUCCCUGAUAGGCCAGCUCUCCCUCUGCCUCCUGUUGCUAUGGUGCCCAGCAGAGUAACUUCCUUGCCCUACACAUGUAGGAGGCUCCGUCUCCAUGGAUACCCCACUCGGAGAUUGUACUCUACUGAGAGAUGAGCUGCACACACUGACUAUAUUUCUGCAAAAGACAUACCCCCAGCCUGUGGCAGAAGGCUGCUUUCAGAGACAGUGUCUGCCAUGAAAGUCUAUGGAGCUUACUUUCUUAGUAGUGAAGCAGAUUUUAGCUCCUCAAGCAGCACAGGCAGCAUCUCGGCUCCUGAGGUCCACAUGUCCACGACAGGAAACAAGCGAGCCUCUUUCUCACGCAAAGGUCCUCAUGGGCGGAGCAAUGGAGCACCAUCCCACAAGUCUGGCAGCAGCCCACCGUCCCCAAGGGAAAAAGACCUUGUGUCUAUGCUGUGCAGAAAUCCACUGAGCCCCAGUAACAUCCAUCCUAGCUACGCCCCUUCUUCUCCAAGUAGCAGCAACUCCGGCUCCUACAAAGGAAGCGAUUGUAGUCCAGUCAUGAGGAGGUCUGGACGAUAUAUGUCUUGUGGAGAAAAUCAUGGCGUCAAACCCCCAAAUCCAGAACAGUAUUUGACACCUCUGCAGCAGAAGGAGGUCACAGUGAGGCAUUUGAGGACCAAGCUGAAGGAGUCUGAGCGCCGACUCCAUGAGAGGGAAUCUGAAAUCAUGGAGCUCAAGUCUCAGCUGGCUCGGAUGAGGGAAGACUGGAUAGAGGAAGAGUGCCACAGGGUGGAGGCUCAGUUGGCGCUCAAAGAAGCCAGAAAAGAGAUUAAGCAGCUCAAACAGGUCAUUGAGACUAUGAGGAGCAGCUUGGCUGAUAAAGAUAAAGGCAUUCAGAAGUACUUUGUGGACAUAAACAUCCAAAACAAGAAACUGGAGUCUCUGCUUCAAAGCAUGGAGAUGGCGCACAAUAGUUCCCUGAGGGAUGAACUGUGUCUAGACUUCUCCUUCGAUUCCCCAGAGAAAAGCUUACCCCUAAGCAGCACAUAUGACAAGAUGGCGGACGGGUUGUCUCUGGAAGAACAGAUAACAGAGGAAGGUGCUGACAGUGAGCUUCUGGUGGGAGACAGCAUGGCCGAGGGCACAGAUCUGUUAGAUGAGAUAGUGACUGCCACCACCACAGAAUCCGGUGACCUGGAGUUUGUUCAUUCCACUCCAGGGCCACAAGCCCUCAAGCCUCUCCCCUUGGUGAGCCAGGAAGAGGGCAUUGUGGUGGUGGAGCAAGCAGUGCAGACCGAUGUGGUGCCGUUCAGCCCUGCCAUCUCAGAGCUCCUUCAGAGUGUGCUAAAGUUGCAGGACUCCUGUCCCACAAGCUCAGCAUCCCCAGAUGAAUCCGGAGCUGACUCAAUGGAAAGCUUCUCAGAAUCCAUCUCUGCCUUAAUGGUUGAUUUAACUCCAAGAAGUCCCAACUCAGCCAUCCUUCUGUCUCCUGUGGAGAUUCCAUUCAGCAAGGCAGCUACGGAAGCCCGUGCAAACCGCCUCAUGAGAGAGCUAGAUUUUGCAGCCUGCACAGAAGAAAGGUUGGACAGCAUCCUCUCGCUGUCUCAGGGAGGUGUCGUGAGGCAGUACUGGAGCAGCAGUUUCUUGGUGGAUCUACUGGCUGUGGCUGCCCCUGUGGUACCCACUGUUUUGUGGGUAUUCAGUACUCAGAGAGGGGGUACAGAUCCUGUCUACAACAUUGGAGCCCUGCUCCGGGGCUGCUGUGUGGUGGCUCUACACUCCCUACGCCGCACAGCUUUCCACAUGAAAACCUAAUUAGUCGUUACCAUGUGCCAAUGUAUCUGUGUAGCGUGGUGCCAGGUAGAGCAACCUCAGGUGGAUCAGUGGAAGUCUCUAUUGUCAUUUUUGCUCCUUGCUAUUUGAUUUGCACUAUAGUCAGUUGCAGCCUGUUCACUGUUUAAACCAGAGGUAUCUUCCAAGGCAUGGAAACCUGGUUCUGGUAGAUGUCCCACCAGAGUGGCGUAGAAAGCAUGCUUGUGCCCCUGCCGUGUUGUCUGAGGUGCCCGUUCUUAUACUAAUGGUUCAGAAAGAGAAAAUGCAGUUUGCACUUUCACCACAGCCUCUCUAAGGCUGGGCAUGUUAUCUCCUUGCUUUGCUUUGUGCUGUUUUAAAAUGUGUAAUUGUUCCAGCAUUCCAAUGGUCUUGUGCAUAGCAGGGGACUGUAACCAAAAAUAAAAAUGUAUUUGUGUAAUUAGUUCAAAGAAGACUCGAAUAGCUCUUUAUUGUCUUUCUUGGGGUUGAUAAAGUUUGAGUGUUUGGAUUUUUUUUUAAAUGUAGCUCCAAAGUCUUAAAAGGCUCAUUUGCUCUUAAACCUGUCAGUUGAUGAUACUAUGUAAAUUUACAAUGUACUAACUUAUUUUUUGCUUAUUAUAUAUAGUGGUUCUUUUUUUGGAAAUUAUUUGUACCCACACACUUCAGCAUGAAAAUAAAGAUUAGUGUUUCCAUUUAAA